UUUCCACCUGCAGACAAGAAGCCCAGCAGAGCCACAGAGCCUCGGGACUGACGCGUCUCAUCAACACAGGCAGCUGGAAGCACAAAUAUAUUUAUUUAUUUAUUUAUAAUAUAUUUACAGUAGUGUCCCAGCGAUGGUUUGCGGCGGAUUCAUCUGCACCAAGAACGCCCUCUGCGCUCUCAACAUACUUUAUGUUCUGGUGAGUCUGCUGCUGGUGGGAGUUGCAGCGUGGGGGAAGUGGUUCGACCUGGUCUCCAGCAUCAGGGUGGUGGCGGGCGUCAUCGGCGUGGGAAUCUUCCUGUUCCUCGUCGCCCUCGUGGGGCUGUGCGGCGCCUUGAAGCACCACCAGGUCCUGCUCUUCUUCUACAUAAUCAUCCUGUUCAUAGUGUUUGUCGUGCAGUUUUCUGUGUCCUGUGCUUGUCUGGCCCUCAACAAAGAGCAACAGAACCAUCUGCUAGAGGUCGGAUGGAACAAAUCUGAGGUCACUCAAAUGGACAUUGAGAAAACGCUGAACUGUUGUGGCUUCAAUUCUGUUCACAUCAACGGCACCUGUGCUGCUGCAUGCUUUCACAAAACCCCUUCGCAGACUUGUGACACCUGCUCGAACAUUAUCCAGCAGUAUGCCGGCGACGUGCUGCAGUUCGUGGGCGGCAUCGGACUCUUCUUCAGCUUUACAGAGAUCUUCGGAGUCUGGCUCGCCUACAGAUACAGAAAUAUCAAAGAUCCUCGAUCGAAUCCCGGAGCCUUUCUAUAACCACUCACACUUUAAUAAACAAAAAAAAGUGCACUGCUGAAUGAUAGUUUUCCCCUCUUAUCUUUGUAACUUUCGCUUAUAUAAUUUAAUGAUGUUAAGAUGCAACAGCAUUGUAUAGAUAGAUGCUAACAAAGGCUAACAUUAGCCACUGGUCCUACCAGAACGAAUAACGCUGCAACUACAAAUCUGAGUGUAUUGAACUGAGCAAAGCUGGGUUUUAUUGCAAAUAAUUUCAACUUUUUUGCUUGUUUUAUUUCGUCUUCCAAAAAUUAUAGUCUCACUUAAAUAUGAGCUGCUCAAUUUACUUUCCUUGAAAUCAUGCAAGUUUAGUAGCUGUGAAUAUUAAUUGCCUUUUUAAAGUUUACCACUUACAGAAAUAAACUUCUUGCUGAGAGUUAAAGCA
Messenger RNA from Centropristis striata (black sea bass), 1157 nucleotides. It is a transcript of the gene tspan13a, whose product is annotated as tetraspanin 13a. The coding region runs from base 134 to 754 and encodes 206 amino acids. The transcript is spliced from 6 exons. Gene Ontology annotation, cellular component: membrane. The record is from RefSeq and is a predicted model, not a curated record. NCBI's taxonomy places the organism in Eukaryota, Metazoa, Chordata, Actinopteri, Perciformes, Serranidae.